Molecule: messenger RNA, 663 nt
Organism: Anarrhichthys ocellatus (wolf-eel)
Lineage: Eukaryota; Metazoa; Chordata; Actinopteri; Perciformes; Anarhichadidae
Product: fibrinogen C domain-containing protein 1-like
Exons: 4
Coding region: 88-663 (191 amino acids)
Source: RefSeq, a predicted model, not a curated record
AGAUGGUUGGUGUUGCCGUGACAGUCUUUAAAGGAAUAUAUAAAGUCUCUUUACAUUAUCGUCUUCUGGACUCUGGAGACAGUGAGGAUGAUGCUGAACGACAGGUGGACCAUCAUGAACAACAGCAGCUCAGAACUCGGCAGCAAACAACCAAACAAACACAAGAGAUGCUGCAGCUUCCUGUUCUGGUGUGUCGUCACGCUGGUCGUCAUAGCAGUUGUCGUCACAGCAACAGUCAUCAUCCUGUAUCUGAUCCAGUAUCCUCUGCCCUUCAUCAACAGGGGCCGAGUCUCCUCCCCCACUUCACCUGUGAUCUCAACCAAUCACAAAGAGUCUGGCGCCCUGGUGUCAGUCUCCCGGGUCACAGACGGAGAGCCAAUCAGCAUCUUCCUGGACCCCAACUGUCCGGAUUACAGUGAGAGCUUCCUGCGCUGGGAGGCUCUGCAGACGUCUUUGCUCAGAGCGCUGUCCAAUCACAAGGCAGAGGACUGGCAGGACACGGGAUUGGACCACAAGUUGGCUGAGGAGCUGAAGGUGUUAUCAGGCCACGCCCACAAUCUGAGGCUGGAAUCUGAUUUGCUGAAAAGAGGUCAAGGUGUUCUGGACCAGCGACUGGAUGGACUGCAGAGCGAGCAGAGCCGGAUCAUACAGGUAAUUAUGUAA